Messenger RNA from Nilaparvata lugens (brown planthopper), 2783 nucleotides. Its product is annotated as opsin, ultraviolet-sensitive. The transcript has 8 exons. Lineage: Eukaryota; Metazoa; Arthropoda; Insecta; Hemiptera; Delphacidae. The coding region runs from base 76 to 1218 and encodes 380 amino acids. Gene Ontology annotation, cellular component: membrane. Gene Ontology annotation, molecular function: G protein-coupled receptor activity. The record is from RefSeq and is a predicted model, not a curated record. Gene Ontology annotation, biological process: G protein-coupled receptor signaling pathway; visual perception.
GGAUAUAGGAAUUGAAUCCCUGUUAUAAAAGUGUUGGCAAGAGAUUAGGAGGUGUCAUUUCGAGGCAGCCACAGAAUGGAGGCGUUCGGUGGGGCCAACAAUUGUCCUAACGGAACGGUUUGGGGUCCACAGGCCAGUUUCAGGACUGCUCAGAGAUCACUGAUAUGGAAUGUGCCAACAGACGAACUUGCCAACAUUCCAGAGCAUUGGUUCAACUAUCCAGAGCCGGAUCCCAUGUACAAUUAUGUGCUGGGACUUCUCUACGUGUUCUUCAUGUUUUUUAGCCUUAUCGGAAAUGGACUCGUCAUAUGGAUAUUCUGUUCAGCUAAGAGCCUGCGCACACCGUCGAACAUGUUCGUGGUGAACCUGGCGCUGUGUGACUUCAUGAUGAUGGUGAAGACGCCGAUUUUCAUCUACAACUCGUUUAACCUGGGCUUCGCAACGGGCCACCUCGGCUGUCAGAUCUUCGCCACCAUUGGAUCGUUUUCUGGAAUUGGCGCCAGUGCUACAAAUGCCGCCAUUGCUUAUGACCGUUACAAUGUGAUCGCCAAGCCUUUAGAUGGAAGAAUGAGCAAGGGAAAGGCUUUUCUCAUCAUACUACUGAUCUGGGCCUAUGUCACUCCGUGGUCACUGAUGCCCCUCUACGGAGUCUGGAGUAGAUUUGUGCCAGAGGGCUACCUGACCAGCUGCUCUUUCGAUUACUUGACCAAGAGCGAAAGUAUUCAGUAUUGGGUUGGGACCAUGUUCGUGAUUUGCUACUGCAUCCCGAUGUCACUUAUCAUCUAUUACUAUUCUCAAAUCGUCAGUCAUGUUGUCAACCACGAGAAGGCUCUACGGGAACAAGCGAAAAAAAUGAACGUGGACUCUCUACGCAGUAACCAGGCUCAACAGAAUCAGUCAGCAGAAGUUCGAAUCGCCAAGGUUGCAAUCACCAUCUGUUUCCUGUUUGUAGCUUCAUGGACUCCCUAUGCUGUGGUCGCAAUGAUCGGUGCUUUUGGAAAUCAAGCCCUGCUAACACCUGGACUCACAAUGAUUCCGGCCUGUACAUGCAAGGCUGUUGCCUGCAUAGAUCCAUAUGUAUAUGCUAUCAGUCAUCCACGUUACAGAGUUGAGCUGGCAAAACGACUUCCAUGGUUGGCCAUUAAGGAAGCGGCUCCAGUCUCAGAGACUCAGUCAGCUGUUACUGAGACCACAGCUUCCACUCCGGCUGAAUCAUAAAAAUUAUCAGUAUUUUGUUUUAGAUUUCAAGAUUUUUUAGAGCAGUAGCCAUCUUUCAGUUCAUUUUUGUAACCAAAUUCGAUUCUAAACAGUUCCACUUUCAUUUUUCAUUCAUUCAUUGUGUAUCACUGCUUAAAAGAAGGGGUUCACUUAAUUUACUUACUACAAGGGUUUCACUUGUUUUAGAUUUCAAGAUUUUUUAGAGCAGUAACCAUCUUCCAGUUCAUUUUUUUAACCAAAUUCGAUUCUAAACAGUUCCACUUCCAUUUUUCAUUCAGUCUUUGUGUAUCACUGCUUAAAAGAAGGGUUUCACUUAAUUUAUUUAUCCGGUUCUCUUUUUUAUCACUGCAAAAAAGCGAGUUAAACAUUUAUAUAUAUAUUUUAGAAAUUGAAAAAACAUAGUUUUAUUUUUGUCACAUCCAAAUUUAUUAGACUUUUGUAUACAGGACUGCAGUUUGGUGUUGAAACCAACACAUCUUCAACUGUAUAGUGAUUUAUUACUACACCAUUAAACUAUGUUAUUUGAGGAAUUUUUCUUGACCUGUAAUUACAUCAGAGCUGUCUUGAACAUAAUUUCAAAUAUUAUUACACAUUUUUUUGAUCCAUUCCACUCUAAUCGAAGUAAAAUAUGAUGAUAAUACUCUUAUUUAAAGAUACAGCAAUCAAAAUGUUAUAAGAUAUACGUGUAAAAAUGUCAAGUAUGAGGACAGUAAAGCCGGGUUUACACCAAAGUUAUAAACAAAAUGUUAACAAAAUACAUAUAAUCCUCAUAGUUUCUAGAUUGAACGGAACUUGACAAACACAUAUGUUCAUCAUGUGUAUGAUAAGAUAUGUUCAAUCUGAUAGAAUCUAUAAGGAUUUAGUUAUUAACAUUUUUUUAUUAACUUUGGUGUAAACGCAGCUUGACAUAAUUGACGGGAAAAAGUAAUUGCCAUUGAAUUUCAAUAUUCCAUGGUACCUACCUCAUAAUUCACGAAUGAAUCUUUGAAUAUAUUCAAUGGUACAAUGAAUAAUAUCCAGCAUCAAUUGAUCUUGUAUGGGAUUUCAGAUGUAUUUACUUCUCUCCUUACUUCUCUUUGUCUAUUCUAUUUCUAUUAUAUUCUAUUCUACAUAUAUUUCUAUUCUGUACAAUCUAUUUAGAUUCAUAUUCACUCAAUAACACUACCUAUUUUCCUCCACCAAAUUCUUCCCCUCAAGAGUAAAAUAUAUAGGCCUGCAAUAGGCCUAACAUAAGAUACAAUUUUCAAGUAUUUGGAUAAUAAAAUUGGAUUGCCAUUAAAUUUCAAUAUUCAAUGGUACCAAUCUCAAACAUAAUUUACAAAUAGAUUUUUGAAUUAGUUCAAUAAUACAAUGAAUAAAAUUAUCCCAGAAUCGAUUGAUCUUGUAUAGGAUUUCAGAUUUAUUCGUAAAUGGACCAACAAUAAUUUGAAUAUAGUCGAUUCGUGCUACUAAUAACGUACGGUAUCAUAAAAAACCUAUGCCAAUCCUCUAUGAAGUCCUCUAUGGAGGGUCAAGUGUGAGAGAGGGCCGGCUGCGCCCUAACUUCGCCCUCCUAGGUUUCUAAU